ACACAAUAUUGGAAGUUAUUUUUGCAAAAUCGUAUUAAAGCAUUUGAUAAUAAUCAAGAAACUGGUCAGCCUAUACCUGAAAUUACAAUAAAAAAAGUAAUUAAAUAUGUAACAAAAGUAUGA
Molecule: messenger RNA, 123 nt
Organism: Funneliformis mosseae
Lineage: Eukaryota; Fungi; Glomeromycota; Glomeromycetes; Glomerales; Glomeraceae
Source: the annotation of a GenBank genome assembly